This is a messenger RNA of Xenopus laevis (African clawed frog), 1833 nucleotides long. RefSeq names its product ORAI calcium release-activated calcium modulator 2 S homeolog (gene orai1.S). Gene Ontology annotation, molecular function: store-operated calcium channel activity. NCBI's taxonomy places the organism in Eukaryota, Metazoa, Chordata, Amphibia, Anura, Pipidae. The record is from RefSeq and is marked provisional. Gene Ontology annotation, biological process: store-operated calcium entry; calcium ion transmembrane transport. Gene Ontology annotation, cellular component: plasma membrane; membrane.
AAGUAGGAACUAGUGCGGCGCGGGGGAGGCGGUGGCUUUAAGCGUGAAAUGAGGCGUAGGAGAUUUACUUAAUAAGGCGGAGGGCCAAUGUACCCUGAGUGCGGAGUGGAAACUAAAUCCCGCCCGUGCUCCAAACAGCUGCAGGAGGAGGUGUCCUACCCGGAGUGGAUUAGCCGGAGUUACGUGGAGCUCAUGAGUCUGAACGAGCACUCAAUGCAGGCGCUGUCCUGGAGGAAGCUCUACCUGAGCCGGGCCAAGCUCAAAGCCUCAAGCCGAACUUCGGCGCUGCUUUCCGGCUUCGCCAUGGUGGCAAUGGUGGAAGUUCAGCUAGAACCAAAUCAUGCCUACCCUCCUGGACUUCUUAUUGCAUUCAGCGCCUGUACCACUGUUCUGGUUGCUGUCCAUUUGUUUGCACUCAUGGUAAGCACCUGCAUUCUCCCCAACAUAGAAGCAGUGAGCAACGUACAUAAUCUCAAUUCUGUGAAAGAGUCGCCUCAUGAACGUAUGCAUCAUCACAUCGAAUUGGCCUGGGCGUUUUCCACCGUCAUUGGGACGCUCCUGUUCCUGGCAGAAGUCGUUCUUCUUUGUUGGGUAAAAUUUCUACCAGUGAACAGUCCAAAGAUAUCUUCCAAUGAAACUUCUGCUGUUAGCUCUGGCCAAGCAGCUGCCAUUACCUCCACAGCGAUCAUGGUCCCAUUUGGAUUAGUUUUCAUAGUGUUUGCUGUUCACUUUUACAGAUCAUUAGUCAGCCAUAAAACUGACCGUCAGUUCCAGGAGCUGAAUGAAUUAGCAGAGCUGGCUCAACUUCAGGAUCAGUUGGAUCACAGGGGGGACCCAGUACAGUCCCCAGUUCAUUAUGCAUGAAAUAGCAUUGUCAUUGGAUAGGCCAAUGUUUCUGUCUUAGGCUGUAUUCAAAACACAAGGUCCAGUGGUUAAAGAUCUCUGCUCUGAACUAAGACUUUGUAACAAGAGUGUCUGUGCAAUAUGAGGCAGAAAUUAUUUACAGGGGUUUUCCUAUCUUCUCUGAGUAUGCUCAAUCUGCAACUAGAGUGUGAGGAUUGUCUCCUCACACUCUAUCCACCAAAGAUUCUGUUCUUUGCUAUGUAGUUCCUUGUCUAGGCACUACCUGCAGGCCAUGCAUAUAUUUCUACAGGGACAUACAAACCCAGUUGUGCUCCCUCGUUGCUGUUAAAGAGCAAGGUUAGGGACCAUAAAUGAUGUAGACUGUUUUAACUGCCUGAGAGUGCUGGUUUGCCCACUAUUCAUUCAGAGGCACAUUUAUCAAAGGUCAAAUUUCAAAUUCAUGCGAGUCUUUAAAAACUCCCAUGAACUUGAAAUUCAACCAAUUGAAAGUUAUCAAAAAAAAAUAAUAAAUCGACCCGAAAACGCGAAUCGAAUUUGAUUCGAAUUUAAAAAUCUCAAUUCAAGUUUUUUAUUUUCUCCGAAUUGAUCCCUGGAUGUCUCCCAUUGACUUAUACAGCAAUUUGGCAAGUCUUAUUUGCCAAAUAGUUGAAUUUCGAGUUCUUAAAUGGCCAGAGUAUGAUAAAUCUCGAAAAUCGAAUUCAAAUUUUUUGAAAAACUAGAAUUGAAUUUGAAUAACUCCCUAGUGGAAUUUGACAGUUUUGACCAUAAAAAAACACUCGAACAUCCAAAUUUCGAAUUUGAAUUUUCAAUUUGACCCUUGAUAAAUCUGACCCUCAGAACCAGGAGUUGUCUCAAAUAUAGUGGGGAAGAGACCUCCUGCUAAUAGUUUCAAUUCCGGCAUGCUAAGUUUUGUACUUAAUGAACACAUUAGUUUUAUUUGCUUUAUUUACUGUUUACGGAUAAGCAGCA